Messenger RNA from Rangifer tarandus platyrhynchus (Svalbard reindeer), 348 nucleotides. NCBI's taxonomy places the organism in Eukaryota, Metazoa, Chordata, Mammalia, Artiodactyla, Cervidae. The record is from the annotation of a GenBank genome assembly.
AUGGUGCACUUGAAACGCGCAGACUGGACGUCACGUGAAUUCCACACCAAUCACGCUGCUGAGACACAGACAUGCGCAGGGUCCCCAGCCAGGCGAGGCGCCCGGCUCCACACAAAGGCGCAGGGCUGCGUCCCCUGCCGCGGACAAGGGUGGGUGGCCGCUGGAGCCAAAUGGGCUUGGGAGUUGGGGGGCCACUCCAGUUGCCGUGGGUCAAGAGAGCUAUUUGUUCAGGAGGUCUGGGCCCUGCUCCCGGCCUGCCCAGAGCCCUCCUUGCCUGCCCCCCACACCUCGCCUCUGCCGGCCCCUCUCGAGCCCUCCCAGAAGGAUGUUUUUCCAGGGACCUGCUGA